UAAGCCCCCAGAUCCUCUCCCAACCUCAGUGGAGGGAGCCUUUAAGGAAUAGCAGAGGGACUUCUCUCACUGGGUGAAUAAUGCCUUAUGCUUGUAGGGUGAGUCUGUAUUUUUCCCAGAGAGGUGUUCCUAGAUUUUUAACUUGGUCGUUACAGACAUCUGAUUGGGCACUGUGUAGGGAGAGUCUCGUUCAUCUUCACUGGCAAGGAGGCUGAGGCUCAGUGGAGCGACUUUGCCCUCCCUCUUCUAUGUCACUCUGGAAGCUCAUUUGCCUAGAGGGUAGAAUUUCCCAAUAGCGUAACUCCCUGUGACUCAGCAGUUAUGAAAUACCCAGCUUCCCAGCAUAGAUCUUUGUCUAAAAGCCAGGGGGCCAGUGUCCUGCUCUUGUUUUAUCAGAUCAGUGGUGGUGCCUGGAGGAAUCUCGCUUUAUGGUCUCUAGACCAUGAAGAGGGUGGAGAGGCACGUGGUCAAAGGAGCGCAGGACAAACACUUUGAUUUGGAGAGGAAGAGCGCCAAGCAGGCUGAAGCCAGACUCAGCCAGAGACUGCGGAGCCUGGAGGAGAUCUGCCUCUACCACAUGAAAUCGCUGACCCGGGAGCAGAGACAGCUCCAGAAAGAACUUCAGAGGUUGCAGCAAGGACUCCAUAACAGAGGUCUACCAACUGGCUGCCUUAAGCAACAGAACUUCACUGUGUUUGCAGUUCUGGAGUGUAGAGGUUCAAGAUCAACGUGUGGGCAAGCAGAGAUCAUCAAGAAAAAGCUCUCCUCCUAUUUUGGGAAUGGAAUUCAGAAGAGACCAGAAAACAUCCUCAAGUUCCCACAGGGAAAGCAGAAGCUCAGAGUCCCACAGACUGAUCAUGUUGGACCAUUGGCAACCAACACAGCCCCAGAAACAUACAGCAGCAAGCCCCAGAGGCCUCCUUCUCAUCCCACUGGUCUCAAGGACUCCAUGAGGAACAAGGAGCACCAAUGUCAGAACCACAGAACUGCCUGCCUCGCGGAGGAGAUGCCACAAGCCCAAGGGGAGGACUCCAUAAAGGCACCCAAGGGUAGAGACCCCAACAAAGGCAUCUCUGCUCUAUGUCACCAUCAAGCUGUUUCCACCAGCUCCUCGGAAAAAGACCCAGGUUCCAGCCCUGCUGGGGAUAGCGGAGCGGCACCUGUUGACGAGAACAGAUCCCAGGAUGCCAAUCUAAAGCCAGGCAUGAAUGCUGGGAUCCAGAUUCCCCCACAUUUCACAGAAGAUGCAAGAGAGUCCACAAAGCAGACCUUCUUAGAGUUGCUCGCAAAGGUCAAAAAUGCCCACUAUCUCCGGCAUAGGGUGCCCCCUGAGUCUGAGAGGUUGCUUAGUAUUGCAGAGAUAUUUGGACAUGGGGAGUCCUCACUGCGCAGGGUAAGAGAAGAGUCUGAAAAGCAGGCGCCAUCUAAUCCCUUCUCCAGCUAUUUAAUACAGGCUGACAAUGACACACAGAGGCAUCACCAUGCAAAUGUGCUCUUUAAAUAAUGGCAGUAAGCAAUACAGAGAAGCAAAGGGACAGGCAGAAAUGGAGGACAAUUUUAUCUUAAACCCUCAGUUCCUUAUUUUUUUUGCUUUUACAGGAAGAUGAUGUUUCCCGAAAUAAAUAAACCUAGCAUAUGAAAAAUGAGAGGAAGGAUGAAUUUUCUGAAAAUAUUUUAACUGAAGCACAUGUAUUGCUAACGUCAUAAAAUAUAUGAAUAUACAUUGA
Molecule: messenger RNA, 1727 nt
Organism: Oryctolagus cuniculus (rabbit)
Lineage: Eukaryota; Metazoa; Chordata; Mammalia; Lagomorpha; Leporidae
Source: RefSeq, a predicted model, not a curated record